GGGCUGAGGAGUGGGUGACGAAGAGCCAUCACCACCAGGAAAAAACACCAGGAGCGUUAAAAUGCACGGACUACAGGGGUCCAUUUGACUGUCAGAUAGACGUUUUGGCAUUUUGAGGAUUUGGUGCUGGUGAGGUGUUUUGGUGAACACUAGCUGAAGACAAUGAAGGUCCUCUGUCAGGCCGAGGUUUCUGGUUUUUAGCCAGUUGGCUGCAUUUCCAGGGAUGUCUAGCUGAGCUAAUCGAGCUAGCUAACAGUUAGCCUGCCCAUUUCGCUACGCUGGUCACUGGGUGCCUCGGACUGCAAGAGGAUAGCUGCUCCAAUUGGAAAGCGAUAUUUUUUUUAAAAAGUCGGAUUGCUACAAGUGCUAUCGUUUGUCGAGUUGUUGACACAGCGGGCUAGCCUUUGUGUUUGUUCAGUAGAUGGACAGUUUGACGGGCGCUCAUUGUCACUGCGCGGGCGUACAGUGUUGGUUUCGGGGCGGCUAGCCUUGUACUCGGCCGGCAGAGGGAUUGGACAAAUGUGGCAGCCAGUGGUGUCCCUCUGUCUCUGGGACCGAAGUUAGUAAAUAGCAAUUAAAAACGGUUUUUUUUUUUACGAGUAUUAUCAGGCUAACUAGCAACGCGGAUUGGUGGAAAUCCAUUAACUUGUUAGCUUGGUUAGCAGCAUUUAGCUCACAGGCUAGUUAACGUCACCCAAACUAAUUCCAGCUCUUUCUGGGAGCUGCAUCAAAUAAAAUGUUUUUUUUACACCUUCGCUUGCCAUCUGAGAUGUUUGCGGACAUGUUGCAUUGCAAAUUUUCUGUGAUCAGCGGUCAAUCCCUGUAGCCUGAGGAUUUACACAAGACUUUGCCUAAGCUGUCAAAUAUUUGACACUUGACAGCAGUUUUACCAUCAACAAGGAAAGGCCAGAGUGUGCACCGAGCAGAAAGCCUCCCCAGCUCCAUUAUCUGGAUAUAACUUAUUGCAAACGGCCUGUUGCUCAUUUAUUUGAUACUUUGUGUGAGGUGUAGCCCGGUGCCCCCUGUCAGACGGGCUUUUCAGCUCAUGCGGUGAUGACUUUAGACUCCAUGAUGGCUUGUUGCCUGAGUGAAGAGGCGAAGGAGUCCAAACGGAUCAACGCUGAGAUCGAGAAACAGCUCCGGCGAGACAAGAGGGAUGCAAGACGGGAGCUGAAACUGCUUCUGCUGGGUACUGGAGAGAGCGGCAAGAGCACCUUUAUCAAGCAGAUGAGAAUAAUCCAUGGGUCAGGCUACACAGAUGAGGAUAAGAAGGGCUUCACCAAACUGGUCUACCAGAACAUCUUCACCUCAAUGCAGGCCAUGAUCCGUGCAACUGAGACACUCAAGAUCCCGUACAAGUACGAGCAGAACAAGAAUAAUGCCCAGGUUGUGCGCGAGGUGGACGUGGAGAAGGUUUCGUCAUUUGAGCAGCCGUACAUCAGUGCAAUAAAGAUGCUGUGGGCUGACCCUGGCAUCCAGGAGGCCUAUGAUCGCAGGAGAGAGUACCAGCUCUCCGACUCAACCAAAUACUAUCUAAGUGAUCUGGAUCGUAUUGCUGAACCGUCCUAUCUACCAACCCAACAGGACGUGCUUAGGGUUCGAAUCCCAACCACUGGGAUCAUAGAAUACCCUUUCGACUUGCAAAGCAUCAUUUUCAGGAUGGUGGACGUGGGUGGUCAGAGGUCAGAGAGGAGGAAGUGGAUCCACUGCUUUGAGAACGUCACCUCCAUCAUGUUCCUGGUGGCGCUCAGUGAGUACGACCAGGUCCUGGUGGAGUCAGACAACGAGAAUCGUAUGGAGGAGAGUAAAGCUCUGUUCAGGACCAUCAUCACAUAUCCUUGGUUCCAAAACUCCUCCGUCAUCCUCUUCCUCAACAAGAAGGACCUGCUGGAGGAGAAGAUCAUGUAUUCUCACCUGGUCGACUACUUCCCAGAGUUUGACGGUCCCCAGCGGGACGCCCAAGCGGGCCGUGAGUUCAUCUUGAAGAUGUUUGUGGACUUGAACCCAGACAGUGACAAGAUCAUCUACUCCCAUUUCACAUGUGCCACCGACACGGAGAACAUCCGCUUCGUCUUUGCCGCCGUCAAAGACACCAUCCUGCAGCUCAACCUCAAAGAAUACAACCUGGUGUGAAAAGAGAAACGGAAACACAGAGGGAGAGGGAGAGAGACCUGCAGCCCCCCCCCCCCCACACACACACACACACACACAAUGCAGAGUCCACUUUUAGAAACACACACAUCUGCAUGAAACACACUGCUGCUUUAAAGAGUCAAACUUCAUACUUUACCAGACCAACACUAUCCACAUUCUGUCUCCACUCUACACUUAGCCCUUUGGUUGUUGGUUUGCCCAUUUAAAAAAAAAAAAAAAAAAGGUUAUCUGUUUUGUGGCUCUAAUAAUUGCUCCUCUUGUACAAACACAAAUAUAACACUCCCUCCAUUUGUCCCCCUCUCUUGGGGUUUUUUAGUCCGCUCCGGGGUUCCUCUUGGCUCUCGGUGCGGCUCACUUUUUUUUCUUUCUUUACACUACAUUAUCACCAGUGUUUGUGUGUUCGAGGUGGGUAGAGGGCCUUCUCUGGGUAAGCUUUUAUGGACAAAGGGCUCUCUCCCCUUCUUCUUAUUUAACCCAUGCAUGCUACACACUACAACAGGACACAAGGCCAAGCUGGACUCCGCUCCUCUGCAAAGGGUAACUAAUUAUGAUGAUAGGAAUAUAGUAUCAGGCAGUGCUGGGGUGCAGUGAGGUACUUGGUCCCACUUGAGUCUUGAAUUUUGUAUUUUAUUUUGUUAACCCUGCCCCAAAUCAGAGCACAGAAGCUCUGUUGAAUGUAAAUAAAGUUUUCAUGCUGCUCACACACAGUGAGGGCUACAUAGAGGUGACUCUCUGCAGACUAAAUAUUCGCAGCUAUGUUAACUUCUUGGUUAUAUUAUUACUGCUGUUCUCCGAUUAAAAUUAAAUUGAAGAUGACUACUCAAAGGAAUGUUUCGUUUUACACUGCCCCUCAUUUUAAAGUGUUAGCAUACAUUAUUAAAACAAAAUUAAAAGACAAGACUACCAGUAUUUACAUACUGUAUACCAACUCCCCUGUCAUUUUGUGUCACAUGGCCAAAUUAAUUCCACCUACUUUUGUUUCUGUAAAUGUAAUUACAUUGCCAGGAUCCUGUUCAUCCCUUAAGUGGUUCAGAUACUAGCAAAACAACUUUGGAAAUUGCCAAAAUUAAGUGCUUAAUUAAUUAAGUGGAUCAUUCAGAUGUUGAUGACAUAACUACUCACUUUGUGUGGCAUUUUUAUGUCGACUGUUGUCUGAAUCACACGUGUAUUAGUACUGUGAUUUCUUUGUUCCCCUCGAUGGUGAGAAUAAUCGUCCUGUGCACAGAUGAUGAUACCAGAUUAGUACAGUGCAAUAGUCAGUCGUAGAUGAAAUAACGUUUUUGCGCUGCCAGUUCGCUUAAUAAGUCACAAGUUGGUCUUGAUCAUCCAUAUGGCUUCUCUCCGUAAUCCACCUUACUUUGCCAUAUUAUUCGGCCAACGUUUGAUAAACUGUAACGGAUAGCAAAAGAGUAAAUAGUUCUUUUUUGUAUGUCUAAUUUAUCAAUCAGAUCUGCGUGUUGUUGAUACAGUAAAUGAGACUUCCUCCGUAGUUUCAGCUCUACGUUUUUCCAACCGAGGAGACAGGAGGAGAUUUUAUACUGCUGUAAAAUAUCAAAACUAUUUUAUGGACAAGUGUUCUAUCUUUCUAAUGAUACUUCAUAUAUUUAGUUGUUGCAGUUCUGUUUUGAAAUGCUUGACAAUGGAAAAAAAAAACACUGUUUCCAUGUCAGGGUUGUGCUUUAUGCAAAUAGGAAAAUGAAAACAGACAAAAAACUUAGUGGUUGAAUAUUUACUGUUAAAGGAUGCUUGCAUUUUUUUUUGUAAUUUUUAAGGAUAUGUGUUGGCUAUUGGUACCAAUCCCAUAUCGUGUCUCUUGCCUGAUAGUUGUUUAAAUAUUCCAUUAAGCUGAGCGUUGAUAGAUGGCUAUUUUUGUCUUCACAAUGUAAUUCAGGUAAGUUUUCAUAACUUUUUCAUCACAAGGGCUACUACUAGCAGCUUUGGUAGAAAUGAAAGGACUCUAUGGAUGGCAUAGAGCAAAAGGUGCAAUUAAUUAACGAGUGUUGGGGUGGGGGGGCUAUGAAUCAAGAGUGUGUUGACAUCCCGUUGAGGGUGAUGGCCGCAGGUUCAGUGAGGGAGGAAUGCAGCAGUCCACAGAUGCCUACACGAUAUUCCCGAGGGAAGUCUGGUGGCUGUUUGGCUCUUUGUUCACCAUCUUUUUGCCUUUUAGAGGAGGAGAAUGGCUAACGUCAAAAGAAGUGGAGUUUCCCAAGGUGCAAUAGCACAUUUUCGGUCUCUAAUCUAACUAUCCUUACAUUCUUAUCAGUUAUGUGAUGAUCUUCUUAGCUUUGUAAUAUUUUUCCACCAUGUGGUUAUGCAUUUUCGGCUUAUCUUGUCAUUGGUAGUGUUUCCAUGUUGGCUUUGGCUGUGGUGGUGUCAGAAUAAAGGGAAUGUUCAGGACAUUUUGACCUUUUUGCGCACGUUGAAAGAGUUAAAAGGGUCAGAUAAAACAUCAAAAAGAAAAAAAAUUAUAUAACAGAUCUUGCCAAACUCCUUUUGUGCAUCUUAACUUAAGAUUUCCAGCUUGAAUUAAAAAAAAAUACAGAAAAGCAGCAUAAUCUGCUGCUAUUACUUGACCUUGAAUAUAGUCACAUGCACCCAGUUUCGUGUUGAUAAAGCCAUCAUCUCCAUUUAGCCUUCGUGCAUCCUGAAACUCUUAAAGAAGAAGGGAUAUAUUUAUGCUAAGUGCCAUCAUUUUCUAUGAGUUGAAACAAUAUUGGAGGUGUUGCAAACCUCGGUUUUUGAAAGUUAUUUCGGCCAAUAAAUUGUGUUUCCAGCACGUAUUGGUAGUGAGUCAAUCUUUGGUGCUUCAGCCAACAUUUAAAGGCCUUUUCUUGACCAGUUUUUUCCCGUGUAUAUUAGGUGAUGCUUUUUAAACUCAAUCUCUUACAGAAGUUCAUGUUGUUGGUGACGCAAGUCAGCGCAGUGUGACAUUUUGUUUGUUGUAUUGAUUUUCUUGUGUGGUUAGCCCCUCACAGCCGCAGGACCAGCACAGAAAAGGUCACAUGGUUACACUACCAGUGAUAAGAGCCAGGAGCAGGGCUGGGUCAUGUGUUAAAAACUCUUUGCGUUGAUUUGUACUGUAUCUGCUUUAUUCUGCAUUGUGGAGGUUUGUACGACAAUCCAGUACAAAGCAAUGUGCCAAACAAAAUCAGUCAGCCACAGAAAAGAUAUGGAAAAAUUCACAAUUUGUCGUAACCCGACCCAGAGCUCUGUAGUUUUUAGAUCAAUUUUCCAUUAUGGUGUCUUUUUCCUAAAUGAAGCUUGUGUGUUAAGCCUCAGUAUUAAUGUAUUUAUUGAAAGACUUGCCAAGUGAAGGUACUGAAACGGUCAUUAUAAUAUUUUGGUGGUUAUGAUCUUGAGUUAGUGACUGCUGUGUGUUUACAUGUCCGCCAUUCUCCGCUCUCUUCUCCCGUACUUGAUUGGACUGUGUAUUCUUUCCCUGGGUCGAAGGCACUGAAACUGCACCACUGCAAUGGGCCUGCGUUCAUGCAACUUAGAUGUUCGUUCAAGCACGCUCGUUGGUACUCUGAAGUGUGCGCGUAUGCGUGUGUGUAUGUAUGUGUACACUUUUGACGGCUAUUGCUUAUUAUGCUUGAGAUCCAUUCUGAUUAGAGGGAUGGACAUGCAGUGAUAUUAAAAGCUAUCUUUGCAUCUUUUGUUUCUUUUGUAAGGUUGACACACCUUAACACGUGUAUUUAGGACCACUUAAGAUGACAGACUUUUUUAAAACAGUUAAAAAUAAACUUUGUGUAGUGGUGUACAAAUUGAAAGUAAUGUAUUUUUGUUUGAUUUUUUUUUUUCUUCUUCUUUUUUUUUUUAAGUAUACCAAAUGUAAAUUAUGUACAAUGAGUGUGCCAAUCCCCUUUCUUUGUAAAGCCAGACUCUUAACAAGUGCCAAUGUUGUGAAAAAUCAGAGGGCCUGUGAAUUUCAUGGUCCAGUUUUUAAAACAAAUAAACACUUACGUAUGUGAUUAAUUAACUAAAAAAAAGGACAAUUUUAUUCUAUAUUUAAGAUUAAUGAUGAACUGCUGUUUUUAAGAUAAAUGUCAUUUUAAUUGCAUGUGUUUGUCAGGUUGGGGAGGGAGUGGGUGGGUGAGAUACUGUAUUCAUGCAACGCCCUCAUGAAAAGGGUCCUAAUGGUUAUUGAUUUACAGUAUUUUAGCCAUAUUUCUCUUUUGUAUGUUUCAUUUCAACCACUGUUGCCUGAACCUCAUUCAAACAUGAAAAUGAUUUUCAUAGCCUUCUCCUUUAAAUGUUUUAAAUUGGAAUAAAAUAUGUUCCUAUACUCUC
Plectropomus leopardus (leopard coralgrouper) is the source of this 6444-nucleotide messenger RNA. RefSeq names its product guanine nucleotide-binding protein G(q) subunit alpha-like. Gene Ontology annotation, cellular component: heterotrimeric G-protein complex; cytoplasm. The record is from RefSeq and is a predicted model, not a curated record. Lineage: Eukaryota; Metazoa; Chordata; Actinopteri; Perciformes; Serranidae. Gene Ontology annotation, biological process: adenylate cyclase-modulating G protein-coupled receptor signaling pathway. Gene Ontology annotation, molecular function: GTPase activator activity; G-protein beta/gamma-subunit complex binding; guanyl nucleotide binding.